UAAAAUCCAGAACACUACAUUGUCCCGCACUAUAUAUCGUUUUUUUAGUAGUAAAGGGUUAGGGUGGGAAUUCUAACAAAGCUAUUGCGAUAUUUUAUGGUAAACAGAUUCGGUUUGCCAGGUGGAGUUUCCUGUCGCUUUAAUUAGUCAUAGGCGGUGUCACAUGACACUUCCUCCUUAAAGCCAGGAAGUGUUUGUGUUUGUGCAGAGUUUUGAAGGGCUGAUGAAAAUAAGUGUCCACCCACCAUGACAGCCAUCAAACACGCUCUCCAGAGGGACAUCUUCACUCCAAAUGAUGAGCGCCUCCUUGGUAUUGUUAAUGUCUGCAAGGCUGGAAAGAAAAAGAAGAACUGUUUCUUGUGUGCCACAGUUACCAUAGAGAGACCUGUUCAGGUCAAAGUAGUAAAGGUAAAAAAAUCUGACAAAGGUGACUUUUACAAGAGACAGCAAACUUGGGAGCUUAGAGAUCUGACAGUAGUAGAUGCCAAAGAUGCAAGCAAGGAAAACCCUGAAUUUGACCUGCAUUUUGAGAAGAUCUAUCGGUGGUUGGCUAGUAGUACAGCUGAGAAAAACUGCUUUAUAUCCUGCAUUUGGAAACUGAAUCAGCGUUAUCUAAGGAAGAAGGUGGAGUUUGUGAAUGUCAGUUCUCAGCUGCUGGAAGAACUUCCAAAAGCAGAAGAGUCUGUGCCAAGUGGCGAGAGUCAAAGUGUCGCAGGGGGCGAUGAGGAUGCUUUGGAUGACUACCAGGAGCUCAGCACCCGAGAGGAGCAGGACAUUGAGAGCAUGAUGGAGAUGUGCGAGUAUGCCAUCUCUAACGCUGAGGCUUUUGCAGAAAAGCUCUUCAAGGAACUGCAGGUCUUAGAUGGGGCCAACAUUCAGUCCAUCAUGGCGUCAGAGAAGCAGGUGAAUAUCCUGAUGCAGCUGCUAGAUGAGGCACUUGGAGAGGUGGACACCAUAGAGGGGAAACUGAGUAGCUAUGAGGAAAUGCUUCAGAGCGUCAAGGAGCAGAUGGACCAGAUCUCUCAGAGCAACCGCCUAAUUCAAAUCAGCAACACUAACAACGGCAAACUUCUGGAUGAGAUCCAGUUCUUAGUGAAUUACAUGGACUUGUCUAAGGGACACAUCAGAGCUCUGCAGGAUGGGGACCUCACCUCCUCUAAAGGAAUUGAGGCCUGCAUCAACGCCUCUGAAGCCCUUCUGCAGUGCAUGAAUGUUGCCCUCCGACCAGGCCAUGAAAAGCUGUUGUCUGUGAAACAACAGCAGCAGAUGUUUACCGAUCUGAGGGACACAUUUGCCCGCCGCCUCACCAAUCACCUCAACAACGUGUUUGUCCACCAGUUCAACCACUUCAGUCACUUCAAAAUGUCCAUCCCUCAGUUGUAUAGGUCCUCCUGUCUGUCACUUCCAGGUCACGAUCAAAGCUCCACCUUGUCACAGCAUACAGCUGAGCUGACCCUGCCCAAACACAGCCCUCUCCACAGGGACCUGCUACGCUACGCUAAGCUCAUGGAGUGGCUGAAGAACACCCACAGGGAGAAGUAUGAGGGCCUGUCAAGGACUUAUGUUGAUUAUAUGAGCAGACUAUAUGAACGAGAAAUCAAAGACUUCUUUGAAGUUGCCAAGAUAAAGAUGGCAGGAACGUCCAAAGAAGCAAAAAACAAGUUUGCCACGCUUCCGCGGAAAGAGAGCACGCUCAAACAGGAACCAGAAAGCCUGCAUGGCAGCUCUGGGAAGCUGACGGGUUCCACCUCGAGUCUGAACAAGCUUACAGUGCAGGGCUCCAACAGCCGGCGUUCCCAGUCUUCCUCGCUGCUGGAUAUGGGCAACAUGUCUGCGUCGGAUCUGGAUGUGGCAGACAGGACCAAGUUUGACAAGAUAUUUGAGCAGGUCCUCAGUGAGCUGGAGCCACUGUGUCUGGCAGAGCAGGACUUCAUCAGCAAGUUCUUUAAACUUCAGCAGCACCAAACGGUUAUGCCCCCUCUUGCACAGCCUGAGACAGAGGAGUUAGACGGAAGCACAGCAUCAAGAAUCCCCCCACAGAACGAUCACAGACACUCAUCAUCAGAGAAGGACAUGGUGCGGCUGAUGAUGAAUAAAAUCUUCCAAAGCAUUGAGACAGAGCUGAACAGCCUCAUCGCUCUGGGCGACAAGAUUGACAGCUUCCAUUCUCUGUAUAUGCUGGUGAAGAUGAGUCACCAUGUGUGGACGGCGGAGAACGUGGACCCUGCCUCUUUUCUCAGCACCACCCUGGGAAACGUGCUGGUCACUGUCAAGAGGAACUUUGACAAAUGCAUACUGGGUCAAAUAAGACAGAUGGAGGAGGUGAAGAUUCCUAAGAAAACCAAAGUGGGCAUCCUCCCAUUUGUUACAGCUUUUGAAGAGUUUGCAGAGCUUGCUGAGACCAUCUUUCGAAACGCAGAGCGCAGAGGCGACCUGGAUAAGGCUUAUGUCAAGCUGAUCAAGGCUGUCUUUGUGAACGUGGAAAAGGUGGCAAAUGAGAGCCAGAAGACGCCGCGGGAUGUUGUGAUGAUGGAAAAUUUCCACCACAUUUUUUCCACUCUGUCCCGUCUGAAGAUCUCCUGCUUGGAUGCAGAGAAACGAGAGGCAAAGCAUAAAUACACUGACCAUCUGCAGUCCUAUGUGAUCAACUCGCUGGGCCAACCUCUGGAAAAACUCAACCAUUUCUUUGAGGGGGUUGAAUCCCGCGUUGCUCAGGGCGUUCGUGAGGACGAGGUGAGCUACCAGCUGGCAUUUAACAAGCAAGAGCUGCGCAAAGUCAUCAAAGAGUAUCCUGGGAAAGAGGUGAAGAAAGGCCUGGAUAACCUUUACAAGAAGGUGGAUAAACAUCUAUGUGAAGAAGAAAGUUUACUCCAGGUGGUGUGGCAUUCCAUGCAAGAUGAGUUCAUCCGUCAGUACAAGCACUUUGAGGAUUUGAUUGGCAGAUGCUACCCUGGAUCUGGGAUCACCAUGGAGUUCACCAUCCAGGAUGUGCUGGAGUACUUCUCCAGCAUUGCUCAGUCACAUUAGUUUUGCUGCUGUCCAUUAAUGAGUAACUACUGCCACUCACUGGCUAGAAAUACAAGAGCAACUUAAAAACUGGUGCUUUCUUAUACAAGCAUGAAUAUUUCAUUCUGUCUUUAAAAGAAAUUGUAGACUGGACUGUGGUGGAGAUACUGCAUUUUCUUAUCUCGCCUGUUUUUUCCACGUUUAAAAGCUUCUGCUUCACAUGAAACUGUUUGUCCCGUUCCUGUAUAUCACUUAGUAUAUAAUAAAUUUUACAAGUGAAGCGUC
Oryzias latipes (Japanese medaka) is the source of this 3291-nucleotide messenger RNA. It is a transcript of the gene exoc1, whose product is annotated as exocyst complex component 1. Gene Ontology annotation, cellular component: plasma membrane; exocyst. Lineage: Eukaryota; Metazoa; Chordata; Actinopteri; Beloniformes; Adrianichthyidae. Gene Ontology annotation, molecular function: phosphatidylinositol-4,5-bisphosphate binding. Gene Ontology annotation, biological process: Golgi to plasma membrane transport; exocytosis. The record is from RefSeq and is a predicted model, not a curated record.